Elaeis guineensis (African oil palm) is the source of this 982-nucleotide messenger RNA. RefSeq names its product brassinosteroid-responsive RING protein 1. Gene Ontology annotation, molecular function: ubiquitin protein ligase activity. Gene Ontology annotation, biological process: protein ubiquitination. NCBI's taxonomy places the organism in Eukaryota, Viridiplantae, Streptophyta, Magnoliopsida, Arecales, Arecaceae. The record is from RefSeq and is a predicted model, not a curated record.
AAGUAGAGAGAGCAAGAGAGAGAGAGAGAGAGAGAAAUCCACUGUCACAUCUCUGCACCCUCCCAGCCCUUAUGAGCUGUAGUUGCCGUAGCUCUCCUUUGCUUAAAAGGAAGCCAAGAGCAGCACUCCAAAGUGUGACACCAAGAAAGGCCUAGAGAUCCCUCAACCGCAAGCUCUCUCCCUCUCUCUCUCUCUCUUUCUACACCCAUUCCCCUGCCUCUAAGGAGACUCCUAGCUUUGGCUCUGAAAUGGGGUUCCCCAUGGGCUACUCUGAGCUCCCAAAGGUCCUCCUCCACCUUCUCUUCCUCCUAGGCCACCUGAGGCGCUUCAUUUCCUGGGCCUUCCACUCCCUCGGCCUCGGCAGCCUCGACGCCGAAGCCCAAUGGCUGGACACCACCCACCACCACCAACAACCCCACCAAUUAGAAUCCAAUUCAGUGUCGGCCGAGCUGAUCCGAGAGAUCCUGCCGGUGUUCCGGUUCCAUGACCUGCUCCUGGAGGAAGGCGGCGGCCGCCAAUUGCCGGAGAGCUGCGCGGUGUGCCUCUACGAGUUCGAGGGGGACGCGGAGGUGCGGCGGCUGAGCAAUUGCCGCCAUGUGUUUCAUCGGUGCUGCCUCGACCGGUGGGUGGAGCAUGACCAGCGGACCUGCCCCCUCUGCCGGGCCCCCGUCCUCCCCGAGGAGUUUCUGGAUGAAUUCACCAAUGCCUGGGCCACCGACGCCGACGGCUCCUCCGAUGAGUAUUACUACUCCUUUUCCUCGCCGUCGGCAUCCAUACUUCUUCCCCUUCAGUAUUAUUCCUCAUAGAAGUACUUGUAGAAGAAGUGAAAGAAGGAGAGGAAUGAAUGAAUGGACUGGUAGUGUAUAUAGGAGAAGAAAGUAGUGAAAUCCAAAGCAGAAGGCAGUUAGAGUGGAGAGGGAGAGAUUGGUUGCUUUCCUUUUCCCUUCUCCUCUUUUUUUUUCUUUCUUUUCUUUUUUUUUUU